CAGACAGCUGACAGGCGGCGGCAGGCUUGGGAGCUUCAAGGAUGGCGGCCACCACGGCGCUGAUCCUGCCGGAGAGCCCCAGCAUGAAAAAGGCAGUAUCGCUGAUAAAUGCCAUAGAUACAGGAAGAUUUCCACGAUUGCUCACUCGAAUUCUUCAAAAACUUCACCUGAAGGCCGAGAACAGUUUCAGUGAAGAAGAAGAAGAAAAACUUCAGGCCGCAUUUUCACUAGAGAAACAAGAUCUUCACCUAGCUCUUGAAACAAUAUCGUUUAUUUUAGAACAGGCAGUGUAUCACAACGUGAAGCCGGCGGCCCUGCAACAGCAGUUAGAGGCCAUUCACCUCCAACCAGACAAAGCAGAAGCGUUUGGCAACGCUUGGUCUUCCAUGGGUCAAGAAACCGUUGAAAAAUUCAGGCAGAGGAUUCUUGCUCCCCACAAGCUCGAGACGGUUGGAUGGCAGCUUAACCUUCAGAUGGCUCACUCUGCUCAAGCGAAACUGAGAUCUCCGCAGGCCGUGUUACAGCUAGGAGUGAGCAAUGAAGAUUCAAAGAGCUGGAUACCAUUUUCAUGGGCAAACAGACCUUUGGGAAGAAGAGCUGCAGCACACAAAAACAAAGGAUGCUUUCAGGGGCGCCUGAGUAGCUCAGUCGGUGAAGCGUCUGCCUUCGGCUCAGAUCAUGAUCUCAGAGUCCUGGGAUCCAGCCCUGCAUCAGGCUCCUUGCUCAGUGGGGAGUCUGUUUCUCCCUCUCCCUCUCUUGCUUUCUCUCAGAUAAAUACAUUAAAAAAAAAAACAACGUAAAGGAUAUCUUCAUUUUGUAUGCAGACUUAACUUCUUCGUCCGUAUUGCCUGUCUUCCCUAUAACAUUGUGGCGAUUUGGCCCCCGUUUCUUAUAUCUGCUAAACAGAAGACUCUUAAUGAAGUGUCUACCCCGUCAGCCUGCACAGACACUUGCCAUCUGCAAGUGAUAUGUGUCCUAGCUCUAAGAACAGUUGACUACCACACCUCUGUUCUUUCAGUGAGCUGCUGCUGGGAAGCGUACUUUUUUUUUGUUUACUUUCUCUCUCUCUCUUUGUAUGAUCUGGUACUCUAUUCUUUGUACUCGAAUGAAAGUUUGGGAGUUCUUGACAGGUUGGAAUAUUAGAUGAAAGGAAUGGGAAUAUGGAGCAUGUUUUAAAUACCAAGUUCUGUUAAAAGAGGGCAGAGCUUUUAUUCAAAGAACCACGAAAAGCUGUUAGUUUAUGAUGUAAAGUAUCGCAGAAUACGGUUGGCAUAUGAUGAAAUUGGCAUGUGUUUAAAACAGGAAGCAUUAAAUAAAAUUCUUUUAAGUGUAUAUGACACAGAGCAGUUAUCCUAAAAAUAUACAUGCAUUAAAAUAAUUCUGAGAGGAUUCUCAGUAAAAAUUAUGAGACAGACUAUUUUUGAUGGUGUUUACUUUUGAGCUGCUGAACUGAAAACUUCCUGUAAUUCACCAAAGUGUGUGGUUUCUAAGAGUCUUUCUUCUCAUUCACUUCCAACAUACACAUGAAAAGUGCAGCCUGCAGUGAUGUUUUAAUUGCUAUCACAUUAGAUAGCAUUGUUGUACUGGUCUCCUUUCUCUUGGAACAUUCUUGUCUCAAGGCUUUCCUGUUUUGCUGCUAAUUUUAUCAUGAAAACUGGGUGAUUGUAGCUUUUCCUACAGUAUUUUGAUAUAUAUUCUAGUUGUUUGCGGUUAAUUGUCUUCGUGUUGGUCUACUGCAUUUAGCAAAGUAAGAUUAUUUUCCUGUUUUGAGAUCCUUCAAAAUGAGGAUUUUUUUUUUCUGGUUUAUUUCAUUAGAGGGCAGUAGAGCUCUUUGCUUACCUAACCUCGGGCAUUUACAGUGUUAUUUGAAAUAACAUUCAAAAUAAUGUGUGAAGUCAGUAGUUGUGGGAAAUGCUAAGUGUUCACAUUUCUAAUCUGUAUAUAACAAUAGAGUUCUCUUGUUUCCAUCAACAAAAUUAAUGCCUAUUAAUCAGAUAUGUACAGAACAAAUAAAUGAAAUCAUUAUGAUUUCAUUGUUUGUUAAUUUCUUUAGGAUUAUUUGCCAAAAUGCAGUGUAUUAAAAAGCCUUCAACACUAUUGGCGUUUUUGUUACAUUCUGUCACUCUUACUAAUUUCCUUAUGAGAAAAGAGAACAAAAUAAUCCCCAAGAUAGUUGAAUGGCUCUAGUAAGUUAUAUAGUGUAACUAGUUCCAGGCUAAUCAUAGACAGUUGAAAUUUCUUUAUUUAUAGAGAAGAGCAAUUUUAUACUUAACAAACGGUGGUAAUUUUGAAUAAUCAAAACACUUUAACUUUGAAUAUUCUAAAAACACUAAAAUACUUAAAUUUUGCUAUUAAGCGUGCAUUAUUGCAUUUUCGCCAGUAACUUUGCAGUUACAUCAUGUUUUAUUAGUACAGUGGUUCUAAAUUUUUUUGGUACAUCUUUUAAGAAAGAAUCUUUGUGUUUCAUUCUUUUCUUCUUUUGAAACAACUGGGAUAAAGAUCACCCUGAAAGGGAACUGUCAUUUAUCUUAAUGUUAAGUUGGAUUAUGCUCGGGUCGUACAUGGUACUUUAUGGGUGGGUAAUUAUGAUUUCAAGUGAAUUUAGGACUUCCAGUACCAAUUUUUUGAGUUAGAGACCUUUAUUCUUAUUUCCAAAAUAGAUGGCAAAUUCUUUUUAGAGUGAAGAAAAAGGAGGGAAAGCCCUGUUUUAGUGCUUACUCUGUGCUAGGCGUGGUAUCUCCUCCUUUAUUUAAACUACUACUUUCAGGUGUGAAUUCUUAUUAUUAUCGUUAUUUUAUAAAAAAGAUGGAGAAAUGGAAACACAUACGCAUUAAAUUAUUCCCUCAGAUUAUACAACUAAAAAAAUAGCAGAACGAGGAUUUGAAACCAGACAAUUUUACUUUGGAGCCUUGUGCUUUAUUCAUUGCUAAGAUACUGUAUCUUUUUGCUUUUUAAAUAAUUUAGUAGU
This is a messenger RNA of Ailuropoda melanoleuca (giant panda), 2968 nucleotides long. It is a transcript of the gene COMMD10, whose product is annotated as COMM domain containing 10. The record is from RefSeq and is a predicted model, not a curated record. The coding region runs from base 42 to 800 and encodes 252 amino acids. NCBI's taxonomy places the organism in Eukaryota, Metazoa, Chordata, Mammalia, Carnivora, Ursidae. The transcript is spliced from 6 exons.